UGAUUCAACUCUAUCAUUGUUCAUUGUUUCUCGUUUGCUGUUGUUGUUGUUGUUAUUGUUGAGGGAAGGAUGGCGCAGCAAUCAACUCACAGUGAACCAGCGCUCGCUGCGCCCGAGUUUGAGAGCGCCGCCGCCGAGCUCGACACGCCCGAUUUGACUGGGUACGAGCCGUUCGUCACACACAAAGAGUUCACCAUCUACCGGCGGCCGCGCGAGCCGCUCUACGAGUACAAGGUGGUCGGCGUGUUGGCGGGAAUCGACCCGGCGACCUGUCUCGCAGUCUACACCGACCACCAGUACCGCCGCACCUGGGACGAGUACAUCAAGGACAUCCGCGCCAUUCCAGACACUGACGGCGGACACUAUUGCCGAAUUGCCUAUCCAUGGCCACUUGCACACCGAGACUACGUGUACUGGAUGCGAACGCGACUCCUGGGCGACGGCGAUACCCAAGUCAGCGUUACAAUCGGGCGUUGUCACCACCACCCUGCUUUCGCCGAAGUGAAGGGCGUUGUUCGAGUCGAUAGUUAUGCGCAAACUCUUGUCAUGCGCAAGGCGUCGGGCGGUACGUUGGGCACUCAGGUCUUCAUGGAGUACUUUGACGACCCCAAAGGUCACAUCCCGAGCUGGCUGAUCAACUGGGCCGCCCAAAAGGGCGUUCCAGCGUUCUUGGAUCAAAUGCACAAGGCGUGCCUCAACUACCCCGGCCGAAAGUAGUCCUGAGUGAUGCGAUUUUAACCUGUCUUAUGACCUUGAUUUUGUUUGAUGGACGAGGUUGAUACUGUGCCGUUCAAGUGACAAGAUUUGGCAAUUCAAUGGUCUUCUUUGAGCCCACCCCCUUCGCCUUCGCGCCGCCCCUCUACAAGCACCACACCUCAUCAUACGACGAUACACGCC
Messenger RNA from Capsaspora owczarzaki ATCC 30864, 897 nucleotides. RefSeq lists its product as hypothetical. The coding region runs from base 70 to 717 and encodes 215 amino acids. The record is from RefSeq and is a predicted model, not a curated record. Gene Ontology annotation, molecular function: phosphatidylcholine intramembrane carrier activity; phosphatidylcholine binding. The transcript has 3 exons. Lineage: Eukaryota; Filasterea; Ministeriida; Capsasporidae.